Mesoplodon densirostris (Blainville's beaked whale) is the source of this 1306-nucleotide messenger RNA. It is a transcript of the gene PARP4, whose product is annotated as poly(ADP-ribose) polymerase family member 4. Gene Ontology annotation, molecular function: NAD+ poly-ADP-ribosyltransferase activity. Lineage: Eukaryota; Metazoa; Chordata; Mammalia; Artiodactyla; Ziphiidae. The coding region runs from base 224 to 502 and encodes 92 amino acids. The record is from RefSeq and is a predicted model, not a curated record. The transcript is spliced from 4 exons.
AGUCGGGGGGAAACAGCUCCCGGAGAGAACUUCCGGGACAGACCGAGUCCCUCCCCUGCCUUUCAAAACUUCGGCUGGCGCUCUCGCGGUUGGGGCGGGGGCGUCUGUCUAGUUCCGUGUGUCUUUUGUUUUUGUCUUCUUUGCCACCAGUGACCAAGUAAAAGAAAAAAGGACAGUCGGCCACACUCUCUGAUGAGUCAAAGAAAAUGAACUGAGAACAGGCAUGAAUUAUUCAUCCAUCCACAGAAAUGGUCAGUGUACACAUGUAAUCUUAGACAAUGCUGAUGUUCUGAGCCAUUAUCAACUGAAGUCUAUCCAAAAGAACCAUUUUUAUAUUGCAAACCCAGAUUUUAUGAGGGAAUCUAUCAAAGAAAGGAGACUGGUGGACGUAAAGAAUUACGAUCCCUGUAAGUCACUGGACACCGCACCAACUCCUGAUCAAAAGGCAGGCAGCUCUGUGGAACGUAGACCAGAGAAGCUUCCCCUGCAACUUCAGAUCUAAAGAAGUGUUAACACCUGUUUAAGCUUCAGUGGAGAAGCUGUCUUGUAGCCUCAGCCGAGUGAGCGAAGGCACAAAAAGAAGCUUUCGUCGUUGUGUUUGACGUGAUUCCAGCAUCCUGCGUCUCAUGCCAGUCACUGAACAACAUGAUGUAAUAAAUGGCUGGCCUGUGAAAAAUCAUUAAAAGCAGAUGGUUCACGGAAAGAAUUUGCUCCCAUGUUAUCAGAGAAAAGCCAGUCUCCCACGUACAAGAAGAAGAGAGUUUUCCACGAUUUGAUCAACCUCAUCACAGGAUGGACCACAAGGGCUGCUUGUAAACAUCUUCCUUGUAUUUCUUGUGAAUGGGGUGGUAUUUAAAUCCUUAGACAGUUUACUUGCAACAUAACCAUAAACAACAUCAUUCAUAUAAUACAUGAAGGCUGGUUCAUCACUUCUGGUUUUUCUAUUCCAGAGAAAAAUGUAUCAUUUUCAACAACUUUCCUUGCAAUUAUGUUAACAGCAAAUGUAAAUGCAGAAGACACACAGUAUCUUCCAGGUCCUGAAGUUAUCUUAACGCCAGAUCCUUCAGAAAAGUGGACAUCAAGCGAAGAGCUGGCAACAUGAUUAACCUCUUCCAGCUGAAGUUUGCUCCUGUGACGUCCCCUCCAACGUCUAACAUGUUCAUCGUGGAGCCAAGUUCUCCAGCCAUGUCACACACACUGGGCAUCUGAUAGAGAAUGGGCGUAUACUUGAGAUUCUUUGCAGACCCUUGAAAUGUGAAAUUUAACCCCAAUUUUUUAAAAUAAUAUAUUAUGUCAUUUACUUUUA